AUGGCCUCUGGAAUCUUCAACUCGUCCUAUUACGGCAAGGACUACCGCGCCGGAGCCGCCCUUCUGCGUGCGCGCCGGCCCUACCUCCUCAAGAACGCCGUGACCGGUCUGUGCCUCGUCGGAUUCACCAUCGGUGUCUAUGCCUACACUAUCCGCGCGGUCGGCCAGGAUGAGUUCUCCGACGUCAAGGUCCCCGAUGCUCCCGCCAAGCCCCAGCAGAAGCAAUAG
Molecule: messenger RNA, 228 nt
Organism: Aspergillus homomorphus CBS 101889
Lineage: Eukaryota; Fungi; Ascomycota; Eurotiomycetes; Eurotiales; Aspergillaceae
Exons: 3
Coding region: 1-228 (75 amino acids)
Biological process (GO): mitochondrial respiratory chain complex IV assembly
Cellular component (GO): mitochondrial inner membrane
Source: RefSeq, a predicted model, not a curated record